Molecule: messenger RNA, 426 nt
Organism: Pseudogymnoascus destructans
Lineage: Eukaryota; Fungi; Ascomycota; Leotiomycetes; Thelebolales; Thelebolaceae
Exons: 1
Coding region: 1-426 (141 amino acids)
Source: RefSeq, a predicted model, not a curated record
AUGUCCUUCAUUGCGCUUCCGGCCACUCCCCAGAGCCCACUAUUUCUGGAGACCUGGGAUGAUCGCCAGAUCCAGCCAAUCUCCCGAGUCUCCCGCCUCUGGAGACCUGGAAUCGCCAGAUCCAACCAAUCUUCCGAGUCUCCCGCCUCUGGAGACCGCGGGGCGUGGGAGCAACUCGGCUCCCUGGAGAACUGGGAUCGCCAGAUCAGGCCAAUCUCCCGAGUCUCCCGGCUCUGGGGCCCUGAAAUCGCCAGAUCCAGCCAAUCUCCCGAGUCUCCCUGCUCUGGAGACCGCGGGGCGUGGGAGGCGCUCGACUCCCUCGAGCGGCGGUCUCUAGAGGUGUGGGGGGCUUUCGAGCGUAAUGGGCCUAAGACCCGCGGGCGUGAGCCACACACAUACAUAGGCUGCUCCCGAGUGUUCCACUAA